Messenger RNA from Chironomus riparius, 1905 nucleotides. The record is from the annotation of a GenBank genome assembly. Lineage: Eukaryota; Metazoa; Arthropoda; Insecta; Diptera; Chironomidae.
UCUGUUCUUUUCAUUACAGUCACAAAUGGUCUACAGAGAUUUUCAGAGCAACCAAAAUACACAGAAGUAAAUCCAAAUCAGGAUGCUUUACUUGUAUGUAAAGUCAUUGACAGACGAGGCACAUGUUCGUGGCAAAAGGAUAAUAAACCAGUAGGAAUGUACCCAAAAAAAUAUGAGUGGGCCAGUGGUGGUACAAAUACAAUGGGAAUGCAGUCACACUCGGGUGAUUGUUCGAUAUGGAUUCGUGCAGCAACCCUUGAAUUUGACGAUGGGUUUUGGGAGUGCCAAGUUACAGCAAGUGAUUUUACAACACAGGAUGCAUUAACAAGUCAACCUGUUAGAUUAGUUGUACGAGUCGCUCCACAAAAACCAAAACUUGAGCACGAAGGACAACACAUUUUGCCAGGUAACAAUGUCACAGCAGAUUCUGGUGCUACAGCAACGGUAAAAUGUGUGUCGCAUUACGGUAAUCCACCUGCUGUCCUCAAAUGGUUUCUUGGGGAUCAAGAAAUAGCACCAUUACAUCCGCAAACGAAUGCGACAGAGCCUGAUAAUCCUAGAACAUGGUCAGCUGCAUCUGUUGUGCAAAUACCAGCAACAAAGGAACGUCACGGAAUUCCACUUAAAUGUUUAGCAUUUCAUGAAUAUUAUUCGGCACGAACGGUCGGCGUUGAAGCACGAAUGGAUGUUAGAUAUGCUCCCACAAUAAAAUUGCUCGGUGCACCACAAAUUGAUUUAGAAGAGGGAAAGGAUAAUCUAAUACUGAGAUGUGAGGCUGAUGCUAAUCCACCAGCAAGUAUUGUGUGGAGAAGAGCAGGAAGGUCAGAAAUUGCAAGUUUAUCAGAAAGUCUCCAACUGAGACCUGUUGGACGUCGUGAUAGUGGACUGUAUACAUGCCAGGCUCAAAAUAGUGUUGGCACUUCAGAUCAACUGUCAGUGCAAUUGGAUAUAAAAUAUCCACCAAGAAUUUUAUCAGCUGGACCAGAUCGUCUUACAACAGCACCAUUAUUCACACCAGCUGUCUUUGAAUGCGUUGCAGAGGGAAAUCCUACACCAACAUACAAAUGGGUACAAAGAAUUCCAUCACAAGGCAGUGCAUGGCUUGAGAGAGGUCUCGAGUCACGUCUCGUGAUUGAUAAUGUAACAUACGAUUAUCAAGGAGAGUAUGAGUGUCGCGCCACUAAUUAUAUUAAUGGCCAACAACGUUCAACGACAUCCGACCCAAUUUCAUUGCAAGUUGUAGGCGCACCACAAGUAUUAAGGCCGGAUUCAUCGGGCUAUCAUGUAUCUGUGAAACGUGGAGAUUCGGCAUCACUAACAUUAGUCGUAUGUGCUGAUCCAAGACCGAGACACGUAGCUUGGGAAUGGGGCUCAUUAAGGCUAGAAGCUGGUGCCGGAAUAGGUCGUUUUAAAGUAGAUGAAGUUUUACAAGAUAAACGUGAAGACUGCUACAUAGCCACACUCCAUAUCAAUCAAGCAGACAUACAAGAUGCGCGACCAUACUAUUUGGUAGUUGAAAAUGAGCGUGGCACAGACCGACACUCAAUCUCUUUAAAGGUUGAGGGAAUUUUUUCAGAACCACUCGAACUGAGUUACUUACUUGGCAUUGCCGUUGGAAGUCUAGCAGCUUUACUUAUUUUAUUAUGCUGGUGCAUUUAUGCAAUUCGAGCCAAGAAAUGUUGUUUCAAAAAUCGAAACAACUAUAAAACAGCUGAAAAAGAUAGUGAAAAGGCUGAUUUGAAACCACACAGUGAUAUAGGAGUGCCGCAUCUUGAUUCAAUUUACACAACGCCAACAACAGGCUUCCAUCAUCACCAUACAGGCAAUGGAUUACAUCAGGGAUCGCCCGAAGCAAUGAAAGUAAGAAUGGCUGCGAUGGUACUAUCACCACCAACACGAGUUUAG